AUGGUCCGGUUCAACGCGAUCGUGGGCCAUGAGAUUGUGAGCUCGGGCGGCUCCAAGCACACGGUGUACAUCCUCGAAGUCCAGAUCGACAACAUGAGCUACGUCGUCAAGCACCGGUACCACGAGUUCAAGGAGCUCCACGACACGCUCGUCAAGGAAGGCUACAAGUGCACGGCCGUGCCGCCCAAGAAGUUUAUUGGCAGCCUCAACCCCGAGUUUGUGCACAAGCGCCAGCUCGAGCUCAGCGUGUGGCUCCAGCAGCUCUGCGCGUGGGAUCCGACGUCGCCGUACCCGAACCCGCACAACAGCGAAGCGCUCAAGGUCUUCCUCCUCGAGCACGUACGACCGCUCUCUUCUAUCUCUAUGGCGUCGCUCACUGCAUACAGCGCCGAGUUUGACAAGGAGGCCAACAUGGAGGACGAGAUCACGCUGUACAACACGCCCAAGACGCGCCUCGACGAUUUCGAGCUGCUCAAAGUCAUUGGGAAGGGGUCGUACGGCAAGGUGACGCUCGUGCGGAAGAAGGACUCGAAGAAGCUGUACGCGAUGAAGACGUUGAGCAAGCCCAACGUCAAGCGACGCAACCAGGUCGAGCACACGCGCACCGAGCGCCGCGUCCUCGGGCUCACCAAGCACCCGUACAUUGUGCACUUGCAUUACGCGUUCCAGACAGCGCAGAAGCUCUACUUUGUCAUCGACUACUGCCCCGGCGGCGAGCUCUUCUUCCAUCUCUCGCGCAUGGAGCGCUUCUCCGAGAGCAUGGCGAGCUUCUACGCGGCUGAGAUUGUGCUCGCACUCGACCACCUCCACCAGCUCGGCGUCGUCUAUCGGGACCUCAAGCCCGAAAACAUCCUCUUUGACGCGACGGGCCAUGUGCUCUUGGCCGACUUUGGCUUGGCGAAGGAAGGCAUCACGGACGGCGCAGAGGGCACCAACUCGAUGUGCGGCACGCCCGAGUACCUCCCACCGGAGAUCCUCGACCGCGUCGGCCACGGCACGUCGGUCGACUGGUGGGCGCUCGGCAUGGUCCUCUACGAGAUGCUCACGGGCCUCCCGCCGUGGUACACGCGCAACCGCCAAAAGCUCUUUGAGCGCGUCCGGAACGCGCCGUUGACGUUCCCCGACUAUGUAUCGGCGCCGGCGCAGUCGUUGAUUGCCGGUCUUUUGAAUCGCAACCCGAACGAGCGCCUCGGCAACAAGAGCGCCAAGGACAUUCAGGUCCACCCGUUCUUUGCGGCCAUCAACUGGGACGCGCUCUACGCGCGGGAGCUGCCCCCGCCGUUCAACCCGUGCGCCAACAUCAACCUCGAAGAGACCAAGAACUUUGAGGCCGAGUUUACAAAGAUGCAGCUCAACUCGGUGCCGGACGCGACCGUCAUGGGCGGCUCGUACAACCGGUCGUCCGACGUCCGCGGCUCGAUCACGUUCCAAGGCUUCACGUACAACACGCCCAGCGACAUGAACAACAUGGGCAUCGAGUCGACGCGUGGCUCGACGCUGACGCAGUUUUAGCAAUCACGUUUCGAAUCUACUCGUCGUAUGUGUGCAUCGUAUUGUCUAUUGUUUGUCGAUCAUUGCACGCACAAUAUUGUC
Saprolegnia diclina VS20 is the source of this 1593-nucleotide messenger RNA. RefSeq names its product AGC protein kinase. Gene Ontology annotation, molecular function: protein serine/threonine kinase activity; phosphatidylinositol binding; ATP binding. Gene Ontology annotation, biological process: protein phosphorylation. The transcript has 6 exons. NCBI's taxonomy places the organism in Eukaryota, Oomycota, Saprolegniomycetes, Saprolegniales, Saprolegniaceae. The record is from RefSeq and is a predicted model, not a curated record. The coding region runs from base 1 to 1512 and encodes 503 amino acids.